AUGAAAAGAAAAAAUGAAUUGAGUGUAAGGAAUAAGCAUUUUGAGUUUCUAAGAUUGUCAUGCCUCGUCUUCCUGUUCAUACCUCAAUUCUUCUCGCGCAUUGGUAGGUACACUCUGACCUGCUACGCGCUGGUGCUAAUCCUCACCGGCCCAGCCACUAACACGCUGAAGAAUUCCGAAGUGCUCUCUGAGUCGAUGGCUUGCAAUCAGGAGCAAAUAAAGACGAGCAUGAAUCACAUUUCGGACUCCAUAAGCAAUCCGUUCAACACUCUGAAAGACUGGAUGGGGGUUGCUGCUGACAAAAUCAGAGGCAUCGCUGUGGGGUUGAGGACAACUCUGGUGGCGACGCAUCGGACGGUGGUUGCUAUCGCGCACGUCCUGGAAUCAUCUUACCCGUGGUUGAACUCGAUCACGAACAGGUGUAACAAGGAACUCGGAACACCACACCAGCACUGCCACCGCGUAUGGAGCGAGGGUGUCUACAAUUCCGAGAACGCUCCACCGCCGGCAGGCCUCUUGUGGAAUGCCACAUACCUGGCUAAUAUCGCGUGCGAUAGCCUGAAAGCCUACACGAGGUUCUGCGAAAUCGCCGAUUACACGCGCACCACGAUUGUGGCCACGAUGAAGAGGAGGGUCAGGGACUUCGCCGCCCGCGUCCAAUCGCUGCUCCGCGUGAAGGUGCACGUGCACCACUCCUACUCGUUCAGCAGCAACGCCAGCCGCUCCGCCAGCCAAGCGGCGGCCGGCACCGUGACCGAGAUCCGGAACAGGGCGGAGCCCCUUCUCGCUUGGCUCUCUUGGAGCUCGUGCGUGACCAGCCUCUUCCUAUUCUUGAUCAUAUUCAGGGCUAAAAAUUACCAGCACAUGUACGAGACUAGAUCCCGCUUCGACAAUCGCUACAUCACUAAGGAGCUGCGAAACUUGGACUUUGAGAGGCUGAAGGCGGGCAAGGAAACGGUGUUGCCAUUGAAUAGGAUUGAGAAGGCGAAAUACAUCACUACUACCUCGUUUAGACUGCUAGCAUCAGAGAAAGUCUACCUCGAGCGGUCAAUUGUUCAUAUGGUGAUCACGACCUUCAAGCUGCUCAUCCAUAUGGUGGCGGACUACAGCCUGUACUGGGUGCUGAUGACGAUACGCUACCACGGUAGAUUCCAAACACCAUUGGAGCCUGGACCUACAGACGCCGGUGUACAGGUAUCAGGGACAGGCCCCGUAGCACAACUGGUGCGCUCCCUCACCAAGGUCCUGACUCUGCCCCUCUCCAUCACCCCACCGUCCGUCGUCACCUGCCUCCCCAAUCCUCGACCGCCCGACGUGCACCGCUACACACAGAUUGGGGUACUAAUAUGCCUGCUGUGGUCCUCCGCGCUGUUUGAGCCUUACGGUCUGAGGUUGCGCCACGUCAUCAUGGGCCUAUACAGGCCGGAGCGCGCGAAAGCCCGAGCGCUGUGGCUCUACAACCACAUUUUGAGGACCAGAGGUGGUCUCAUGAAAUUCGCGAGGCGGAAACUACACAAGGAAUACAAAUAUUCAAAUAAAGACGAAAUGACAUUCGUUCAGUGGUUGGACUCGCACAUACCAUGGUGGUGGCUGCGUUAUUUGCUCGGAACUCUCCCAAAAGACCCGUGUUGCUUACUCUGCAAUAUCGUGGAGGAGGUUAACAGUUUUGGUGUAAAGCUUUGUAGAUGCGACACCCCCAAGUGUCCGGGAAUCUAUUGCGCCCAAUGUUUCAAUGAUUUGGGGCAACUAUGCACCAUUUGCUUGAACCCGAUCGACUACGGCGAUCUGAGCGACAUAAGUUUGGAGAAUGAUUCUAAGCGCCCCUUUAGCGAUAAAGAGAAGAGUAGAUCCAAGAAAGGGUCGAAUAAGGACGAUGCACCUGAGAAGGCCGAUCCAGACGAAAGUAAGGAAGCUGGGAAAGGUGAUGAGCCUAACGAAGACAAGUUGGACAGCAAAACGUCAAAUCAGAAAAAUAUACUCACACAUAAGUGGUUCGAUAAUUACUACUCCUUGCAUCCGAACGCUUCAUCGUUCUCUUUGAAAACGAUAUUGAGGGCGAAGAAAACAGCACCCUCCAUGUCUACCGAUUUCGGCAUGUCCAGGAGCUUACGUUAUUACUGCUCAAUAGGAAACACAGAGUUCGAUCAGAUCGACUGUCCGGAUCAGUUUAAAGCGGAAGUCCUCACCAGUAAAACGUGGAAAAAGGAAAACAUUGCCUUGCUUCCGAUAAACGAUGACAGUGAGUACUCGCCUUUGAAACGUUGUUACUACAGUUCCGAAGACUCGUCUGUUGCCUUAAAUUUCAAGGCUGAAUUUGACCUUCUGUCAAGACCCGUUCGUAAUAUCAAGAUUAAAUCGAUUAAGCAUGCCAUGUCGGACCGUAUCCUUCAUUUGAGAUUACGGAAUCCGUUCCCGUUGAUGAGAGAUUUCUAUUCAAGUCUGCUUGAUGCGAAAAUGCGAAGGACAAACGAUAGAUGUAAAGAUACAAAGAACGGUAAAUGCAAAGCGGUGGCCGUUCGUCCUAAACGUAAAACGGCAAUAUGCCAAUGUGAAGGCUCCCCUGAGAAUUUACAAGAAACGAGUAAAUGUUUAAAGAAAAAAUAUUCAGUUACCGGUUAUGACACAGGAGAUAUAACUAUGUUAGAUUGCGCAUGCGAAACCGGCGAGCCGCAGCUCUUGUCCCAAUACAAACCCACGCAAGACCAGACGUCGCAGCUGACUUCGCCGAACCAACGGCCCGCGAUGCAACCACCGCAGGCGUCCGAAAGAAAACGAGUCAGU
Messenger RNA from Iphiclides podalirius (scarce swallowtail), 2781 nucleotides. NCBI's taxonomy places the organism in Eukaryota, Metazoa, Arthropoda, Insecta, Lepidoptera, Papilionidae. The record is from the annotation of a GenBank genome assembly.